Morone saxatilis (striped sea-bass) is the source of this 1633-nucleotide messenger RNA. Its product is annotated as putative nuclease HARBI1. Lineage: Eukaryota; Metazoa; Chordata; Actinopteri; Moronidae. The transcript has 2 exons. The record is from RefSeq and is a predicted model, not a curated record. The coding region runs from base 88 to 1338 and encodes 416 amino acids.
GCAAAGUUGAAGGCUUCAGUGUUUUUGGUCCGAGUCUGAAAAGUAUACGCCAAAGGAUUUAGAAAACCACAGCUGUAUAAGUACAACAUGGAAGCAGCACAUUUGUGUGCAGGUUUAUUUCUCUCGGUUGUCGCCUGGUGCAGAGCGAGGCAGGUCCAGGACAACCAAACCGGGGCUCGACGCAAGAAGCGCCGCCUGCGGCUGCUGGCAGCUCGGCGGCUGCGGCUCAAGAAACUCCAGCAAACAUGGAUGAGGAGGGGAAAAGUCUGCAAACAGAGUCGACUGCAUCGCCUCUGUGCUCAUGAGAAAUGGAUGACAGCGAUAACACAUCACUUCUUGAGGGAUCGUAUGCGACAAAGACCCAAAGUGUGGCUCUAUCCUCGGACCAGCGACUGGUGGGAGAACACAGCUUCUGCUUUCACAGAUGAUCAGUGGCUGCAGCAUUUCAGGGUAUCAAGAGAGACUUUCUCCCAUCUCUGCAUGAUGUUGAAGCCACAGUUGAAGAGGCAGGACACCACUUAUCGUCUCUGCAUCCCCCUGCAGAAGAGAGUGGCUUUGACUCUAUAUAAAUUGGCUUACCCCUGUGACUAUAAAACUGUGGCAGAGCUCUUCGCUGUGGGGGUGGCGUCUGUUUGCCGCUGUGUGCAUGAGUUCUGCACAGCAGUCAUUGAAGUGCUUAAGCCGCAGCUUGUUGUGACACCAAACGGCUCUGAGCUUGUGAAAAUAGCAGACUUUUUCUUACACUCAUAUGGGAUCCCUCAGUGUAUUGGUGUAUUAGACACAAUGCAAAUUACAGUCAUCAAACCACCACACUACCAGUCUGAGCCACCCAACAGAGAAAGUUAUCUUGCUAUCUUAUUACAAGCAGUGGUGGACGGCAAUGGCAUGUUCUGGGAUCUGAGCAUGAGCUGCCCAACAUGGGUGAAUGAUUCCUGUGGACUUAAAGAGUCGUGGGCAUGUGAGGAUUUCACCAUCAGGAUGCUCAAUGUCUGUGGAACUGACAGCGGCCGCUUUAUUCUUGGUGAUGAAGGGUAUCCUUCUCAACACUGGCUUCUCAAACCGUGCACCAACACAAGCUGGAUGACUGCAGAACAAGAGGUGUUUAAUAGUCAGAUUAGUCAAGCACACAGUGUAGCCCAGCAUGCUUUUGAGAGGCUGACAGGUAGGUGGAGGUGCCUGAAUAAACGAAAUGACUGCAGUGUGGAGAUUGUCAAGGACAUGGUAGAGACAUGCUGUGUGCUUCAUAAUCUCUGUGAGAAAAACAAGGAUACGUUCCUUCCAGAGUGGAUUAGUCGUGAGCCACCUCCGAAUGUUAAUGGAAAAGCCUCAAAGGAAUAAUGAGACAGACUCAUUGUUGGCCUUGCAGCAAUUUGUACAAAAUGAUGCACAUUAAUGUCCUCCUUAGAUAAACGGGCCUUAGCGAAUAUCAGUCAACUAUGUAUGAAUGUGGCAGAAAGAGAUACUGUUCUUGUGGUUUAUGAAACAUAAAUAUAUAUUUUUAUACAUUGCCCUGCUAAAUUAUGGCUGUUGUGUUACAUGAAGUCUUUCCCUGUUUUGAAGAUGCAUAAUUAAAAAACUUUAUUUAAAUACUUCAUUCACACAUUGUUUUACCCAUUCAAUAAAAUGAUAAACA